GUAUGGGAGGCGGUCUGUGCUGAUCUGGUCCUACCUGCAGCUGGGGGUCCUGGGGUGCAGCUCGGCUUUCCUUCCUUCGUACUCCACCUACUGCGCCUUCAGGUUCCUGAGCGGCAUGGCUGUCUCUGGAGUCAUUCUGAACGGAUUCUCUCUGAAGGUGGAGUGGAUCCCCACCAAACAGAGGACUCUGGUUGGAACUCUCACUUCCUUCUUCUUCACGUUUGGUCAGAUGAUCCUGGCGGGGCUUGCCUAUUGGCUGAGAGACUGGAGGAAACUUCAGCUGGUGGUGUGUCUGCCCCAGUUCCUGUUCUUCUCCUACACCUGGUGGUUCUCGGAGUCGGCCCGCUGGUUGGUUCUGAAUCGUCGUUCUGAAGACGCUCUGAAGUCUCUGCACCGAGUCGCUCGAGUCAACGGGAAGAAAGACAUCGAGAACACGUUAACGCUGGAGGUGCUGCACUCCCAUAUGAAGAAGGAGAUGGACUCGAGCCGAUCGACCUUCACAGCGUACGACCUUCUGAGGACGAGACAAAUUCGACGCAUCUCCAUCUGCCUGAUGGUGGUCUGGUUUGCCACCAGCUUUGCGUAUUAUGGUCUGGCGAUGGACCUGCAGAAGUUUGGGGUGAGUAUCUACCAGAUCCAGCUGAUCUUCGGGGCCAUGGAUUUUCCCGCCAAGCUGGGGGCUCUGGGCAUGCUCAGUUACCUGGGGAGACGUGUCUCUCAGGCCACCUGCCUGUUCGUCUCCGCCCUCUUCAUCUUUGCCAACAUCCUGGUCCCUGCAGACAUGCAGACGGUUCGCACCAUACUGGCCUGUCUGGGUAAAUGCUUCACCUCGGCCUCCUUCACCACCGUGUACCUAUACACAGGUGAGCUGUACCCCACCGUGCUCAGGCAGACAGGAUUGGGCUUUGUUUCCACCAUGGCGAGGGUCGGCAGCAUGGCGGCGCCCGCGGUCCUGAUCCUUGAUGAGGUACUCCCUGCUCUGCCCAGUGUUGUUUACGGGGGGGCGGCAGUGUUAGCCAGCGUCUUCGCCUGCUUCCUGCCGGAGACGCUCAACAAGCCGCUGCCCGACACCAUCGAGGAUGUGGAGGAGAACGGGUCGGAAACAAACCUCGCCCCUCUUUAACCAGAAGCAGGCGUGGCUUUAAAAGAACUGGAGGAGGCAGAGGGGAGUGACCUCAACGCUCUCUGACCAAUCACAUGGACCCUGACCCCCCCAAUUAUCUGACCAAUCACAUGGACCCUGACCCCCCCCCAAUGCUCUGACCAAUCACACGGAUCCUGACCCCCCCCACGCUCUGACCAAUCACACAGACCCUGACCCCCCCCACGCUCUGACCAAUCACACAGACCC
Molecule: messenger RNA, 1351 nt
Organism: Gymnodraco acuticeps
Lineage: Eukaryota; Metazoa; Chordata; Actinopteri; Perciformes; Bathydraconidae
Product: solute carrier family 22 member 6-A-like
Exons: 10
Biological process (GO): transmembrane transport
Cellular component (GO): membrane
Molecular function (GO): transmembrane transporter activity
Source: RefSeq, a predicted model, not a curated record